This is a messenger RNA of Diuraphis noxia (Russian wheat aphid), 1518 nucleotides long. RefSeq lists its product as uncharacterized. The record is from RefSeq and is a predicted model, not a curated record. NCBI's taxonomy places the organism in Eukaryota, Metazoa, Arthropoda, Insecta, Hemiptera, Aphididae.
GAAUGCGAUAUUCAAUGAUAUUUGAUACUCGUUCAGUCGUUUGAUUCCUUUCAAGAUGAGAUCGUUAUUGAUUUUAAUCACCGUGUGCUUUGUGUUGUCGUCGGCAGACUCCGCUGUAAACUGGACCGUGGAUGAUAACACACUACCAGAAUCCUUACCAGAUUUGAUGCGUGUCAAUAAUUAUAGAAAUGAAGAAAUUCAAAACGCGCUGUUUUGGGCGUAUAAAAUUCAGUACGAUGUCAUUUCAGAACAUAUCGGUCGCGUAUACGAUGCAGAAUCACCAUUAGAAUAUUUCAACGAUGUAUUGAUUUUACCUAAAACCAGAACAUCAUUAAUAAAUUCCAACUUCGUAUUCGAAAAUAAUACCGUCAGUGGUCUAAUGAGUUUAAAAAGCAAUAAUGUUAUCAUACGAUGGUCGCAAGAUCGGGUAACAACAGAUAUAACUUGGAAAGAACUACACAUUGUAGGCAGAUAUACAUUUGUAGACGAGUGGAGAUACGUAACUGGAAAAUAUAAAAUUACCGUGGAAAACGUUAUGUACCAGAACGACACGCCGUUAUCCAAAAACAUAGAGUUGUAUCCUUCUUCAGCGCCAAAUUCAGCCAUAUCUUAUAGUAAAUUUAAGACUACCUUUACUGGACACAAUUUUUCAAUUCCAGACGGAUUUUUGGCUACACGGUAUUUCUUGGAAGAAGUGGCGUUCGGACACAUCGCGGACUAUGCUCUGGAAGUGACACGGAAGAACGUGACGUCAGCUAUCAGAGCGGCCAUCCAGCCGUACGUGCAGUAUAGGAAUCGGUCAGACUCACACUUCCCACCCACUGCCGGUUGGCUGGACGACGGACGGUUCUUCGCCAUCAUUGUCCCGUUUGUCGACGGCCUGGAUAAAGCGUUGCAAAAGGUCAACUCGGUGUGGACCGAACCGAACACGGGGGCCCUGAUGGUCACCGUCGAGCACACGUUGCACAACAUCAACGGUACGUUUAAUCUGCACGUCGUCUCACGGCUGUCGGAAUUGCAGCAGCCCAGCCGCGUAAUCGAUUUUUUCAUGGACAGGGUCAGACUAAGCAUCACGUACGACGUACUUAGGCCCAACUGCCUUUGUUCAGCCAUCGUGAAGGUGUACAAGAUCACCUCGCAGCCACGUGACACUCAAGACGACACGGGACAUCUGCCAAUAGUGGCCACCGCUUUCGCCAACGCCGUCAAAGAUCACUUGUCCAACGGCUCGUGCUCGGCCAUCGCGAAAACCAACAAGUACGGUACCAACCCAUGCUAAUGAAUUUGGACACAAUUAUAAAUAACCAAAUAUUUUUAUAUAUUUUAAUUUAUUAUUAUACAUAUUUGCUAAUAUUUUUCGAUGUGAAUAUUAUAUGAAACGUAAUGUUUAGGCAAUUUUAUAAGAUGUAAUAUUAUAACGUGAUGCUUGGACCUGAACUGAGUAAGAUAUAACUAUUUAUAAUUUAUAUCAUGCGAGAAGAUAUUGAAUGAUUUAUAAAUAAAACGAACGUACGUGCA